AAGGUGUCUAGUAAAAAAUGAUUUAAAUUUAAAAUAUUACAAUGUUCACGUUUAUAAGUUGAAUAUAUUUUAAAUGGACCUUAAAAUAAAAAUAAUUAAAUCUUAUUCUUUGAGGUUAAAAAAAAAAAACAAACAUUUGUAAAUGAAGUGACUUGUACGAGAAAAUAAUUUAUCAUCUUUUUAUUUAAAUAAUAUAAGAAAAUAGAUAUCAGCACAAACAUAGAUUUCCACGACUUUUGAUGUUGACAUACAAUAUUACAACAAUUCUUGUAAUAUUGCUUUAUGAAAGUAAGCCCUUAUACUCACAUGUACCCGGUUGUACGUACGUAGUUUUAUAUAACGAAUAAGUUUUUAAACCGACGUGCGGAAAGAGGUUAAACUAUAAGCUUUAAAACAUGAGUACUCAAAUAGUGACAAGGCAUUCAAAGCUUGCAUUUAAUAGUUCAAAGCUGCAUUAAGUUCUCGCUUUAUUUCAAUACAAAUGGACCAAAUAUCGGAAUAAAAUGGAUUGGGAAAAUAAUUCAACAAAUUUUACACAAAUUGCAAAAAGUAGAACACCAGAUAUAUUUACGGAAUCUUUCGAUUUAUUGGGUGGAAUAUCAUACAAUUCAACAACUGCUACAUAUUAUGAUAAUACAACAUAUGCUCUAAUAACAGAUAUUCCAUUUAUAAUACAGCCAGAUGAAUUAAAUAAAACUUUAAGAACACAUCCAGCACUCACGUUAUUUACUGGUAAUUUGGAUAAAAAAUAUGUUGAACGUAUAAAUGAGUUUUGGCUACAGUUCUCACCUCCAGCAGAAAAAACUCAUAUGAUAAUUGCAGUUAUAUAUGUACUUUUAACAAUUUUCGGAUGCUGUGGUAAUGCUUUGGUAAUUUUUAUGUUUAUAAGGUGUAAGUCAUUACGAACACCUGCUAAUACUCUGGUAAUAAACUUGGCUAUAAGCGAUUUUCUGAUGAUAGGAAAAUCUCCGAUUGCAGCUUACAACAGCUAUAAUUUAGGACCGGCACUUGGAGAUCUAGGAUGUCGUAUUUAUGGCUUUCUUGGCGGACUAACAGGAUGUGUUUCGAUAACAACUUUAACUGCUAUUUCGAUUGAUAGAUAUCAUGUUAUCGUUUAUCCACUAGAACCAUUACGAGGCACAACAAAAAUACGUACAAGACUAAUACUUUUAUUUUUGUGGACUUACAGUCUUAUUUUUGCGAGUAUUCCAGCACUAGAUAUAGGAUUAAGCCAAUAUGUACCAGAAGGAUUUUUAACAACCUGCAGUUUUGAUUAUCUUUCAAAAAAAGACGAUGCGAAAAUUUUUAUGUUCACUUUUUUUAUUGGAGCUUAUAUACUCCCAUUUUUAAUAAUAUCUUACUGUUACUUUUACAUACUAAAGGUGGUUAUAUCUGCGAAUAGCAUACAGUCAAGCAAAGAUAAAAAUAAGACUGAAUUUAAGUUAACUGCAAUAGUGAGUGGUAUAAUAUCAUUAUGGUUUUUAGCGUGGACGCCAUAUGCUGUAGUAGCUCUAAUAGGAAUUUCUGGCAACGAAUACUAUUUAACACCACUUUGUUCUAUGGUACCAGCAAUAUUCUGUAAAAUUUCUGCUUGCAUUAAUCCAUAUGUAUAUGCUGUUACUCAUCCAAGAUUUCGUUUAGAGUUUCGUAAAAUGUUUUUGGGAGAAGAUAUGUCAGUCAAACGUACAUCGACAUUUCGUUCGUCAACGUUAUCAUCAAUACGUCACCAUAGUGUUAAAGCAGCAGUAUCAGCUACACAAGACCAAAACAUGCAAAAUGCACAAGGCAAUCAAAUUGCAAUUCUAAACAAUACUGAUCCGAUCAAAAUAACUCAAGAAGAAUUAUCUCAUUCAUCAGCAUGUCCAGCUACUGAAUUAGAUCAUAAUUUAACGCACCUUCAAAAUGUUGAAUUAUCCAAAACAGUUAAAUUGUCAAAUACCACAUUUUAACAAACAAACUGCAUUAUUAGCAUAUUAAAACAUAUUAUUUGUAAUGAUAUUUCAAUUUGCACUAUAUAAAAAGAAAAUUGUGCACUGAAGAAUGACUUUUUUAAAAUUUUACUUUUGCCAAAUAGUUUAAUGAAAAGAAUGUUUGUAGGAAUUGAACUUUUAAUUGAAAUCUGAAACUGAGCCCAUAAUUAUCAGUGCACCUAACUGUAUAUUUUAAUAUUGAAAACUUCAGCAAAAUCUUUCACUUAUAGUUAUGAGCGCAUAAGUUUGUAGUGUGACCAGUAUACGACCGAAAAUAUUUUACUUCCCAAAUGAUGUUCAUAUGUGCUCAUAUAUUAAAAUACCGAUGAACUAACACAAAAAGUUGAAAAUGGCGAGCCAUUAUUUGAAAAUGCAAGAUGGAAUAAACACUUUGCGAUAUAAAAUAAAUCCCUUGUAAAGAUAAUUUUUAAAUUUAAAACAAACCUGUUAUCUAUUCGGCAAAAUAUUGUUGAAAAUAUAGCAGCAAAGCAUAUUAAGCUUUGGAAGUUAAUCAAAAAUGAAAUUAAGAUAAAUCUCUCAAUUGAAAUUAAAAAGUGUAGAAAAACAAAUCGAAAUAACUUGCAUUUAACUUACGAGAAAACUGCAUUUCUGCUGACUCUGCAUGCUACAUUUUUGACUAUAUCUAAGACAAUUAUUAAUUGGCAUUAGAAAUAGGACAUAGAAAUUAAGAAUGAAAUGUGAAUUUUUUGCAAUUUUUAGCAUAUUUUCCUAUUUGUUUAACUCAGUCUGCUCACUCGUUUAUGGUGUUUCUUCACUUUUCAAGAUAAAAAGCAAAAUGUUAACGCAGGCAAACCUUAAUUAUUAAGCCACUAUCUCCCUAAAACCAAAUUUUUCGUAUCACCUCACUCUUAGAAAUAUGAAAAAUUGAUUGUCAUAGCAGAAUACAAUGUAUACAAUAUGUCAGGUUGGCCAAUUGACAUUUCAAAUAACUUUUUUUUCAAAUAAUUCUUCGCCAA
This is a messenger RNA of Condylostylus longicornis, 2947 nucleotides long. Its product is annotated as opsin, ultraviolet-sensitive. Gene Ontology annotation, molecular function: G protein-coupled receptor activity. The transcript is spliced from 6 exons. The coding region runs from base 504 to 1949 and encodes 481 amino acids. Lineage: Eukaryota; Metazoa; Arthropoda; Insecta; Diptera; Dolichopodidae. The record is from RefSeq and is a predicted model, not a curated record. Gene Ontology annotation, biological process: visual perception; G protein-coupled receptor signaling pathway. Gene Ontology annotation, cellular component: membrane.